This is a messenger RNA of Theobroma umbraticum, 1617 nucleotides long. The record is from RefSeq and is a predicted model, not a curated record. Lineage: Eukaryota; Viridiplantae; Streptophyta; Magnoliopsida; Malvales; Malvaceae.
CUUUGGGAACGAAAGAAGACAGAAUUGCUGAACAUCUGGCGUGGCUCCACCUCGCCUGGGAAAUACCGAAAAUGGAACAAAACAGAUGUACAAGUCUUAAGUUUUUAGAACAGAACAGAGAAAAGCGCACCCCCCUAGGAACAAAACUCUACUUAGGCAAAGAAAUCUUAAUUCCUGUUGAAAUUCAUUGCCUUGUUCCAAUCGUGGAAUAUGUUCUCCAAAUAGUUUAAAGAAAGAACAAACUUGUAAUGCAGACCAACUAGAAGGAUGGAGUGUCUUCCACAGGAUGUUGUCCUUGACAUACUAUCUAGGCUUCCUAUAACAUCUUUGGUGCAAUCAAAGUCUGUAUGCCAUUCCUGGAGAAGCAUGAUACAAGGCUCACUACUUGCUAAUAAGCAUUUAUCGCACACGUCUGAUUAUGAUCCAGGCAUCAUCUUUCAAAGUCAUUGGCCCAUCCAAAACCAGUACUACUUUGUAGAUUUUGCUGCUUACCCUGAAGGAAACAAGAUCUUAAAGAAAAUUUCUUUUUCAGCAAAGCAUGCUAAUUUGGUAGGUUCGUGUAAUGGCCUGCUAUGCUUCUGCAAUGCUGCACGAAUCCACAUUUGCAAUCCUUUAACCAAGGAUUCGAUAGAGCUGCCAAAAUUGUCGAAGGGUCCAGGAGAAGUGGGAAUUUUAGGAUUUGGUUUCAGUCCAACCACAAAAGAAUAUAAACUGGUUGAGAUAGUUUAUCGAAGAAAAAGGCCUGGAGUUAGGCCCCGUGUUGCUGUGUCUAAUCCAUUUCAAGCUGAGGUUCGAAUUUUAACUCUUGGUGGCUCCAGAUGGAGAAGUUUAGGGAUGGUACCUUACAGAUUUAUUCGGCAACCAUCACAAGUUAUGGUCAGUGGGAGACUUCAUUGGAUCUCUCAACUUGGAAAAUACAACAUUGAUAACCAGUUCAUAUCGCUUGAUUUAGCAGCUGAGACAUUCCAGGAGGUCUCUAAGCCUGAUUGCAGGAGCUUUAACAGGGGUUUUUAUGAACUGAUUAAUCUUCGAGGUCAUCUCUCUGCAGCCGCUUCCAAUGCUAGUGGGGGAUUAGAGAUUUGGGUUAUGAAGGAAUAUAAUAUUAAAGAGUCUUGGAUCAAAGAAUUUAGCAUUGGAGGUUACCUGCCAAAAGAAUUACAGAGGAUGAAUGCAAGGAUCCAUUCCCCUAGAUCAGUUUUUCGAGCCAUAUGCUGCUUCAGAAGUGGUGAGAUCUUACUAGAGCAUAGAAGCAAUGCACUUGUUCUCUAUGAUCCAGUGCAUGAAACGUUCAAGGAUCUUACAUUUGAAGGAGCCCCGAACUGGUUUAAAAUGGUUGUUCAUGUUGGCAGCCUCAUUAGUAUCUAAGUACUAAGAUAACAAAGAAACUGUUGUUUUCCGUGAGUUUUCUUCUUGUUGAAACUAAACUUUGCUUUUCCUAUAAUCUGUACUGCCUUUUAAAUGGUUGCUGUAUUUAUUUUCUAGGGUUACAUUGAUGCUUUAGAAACUCAUCCAUCUUAGAUUCUACUGCCUGUUGCGUAGCUCUUGAAGCUGUUUUCUACCGUCCCCAACUACCCUUUUUUAUCGUGAAUUAAUUAUUAUGACUUUCUGAAUUAACCA